Molecule: messenger RNA, 469 nt
Organism: Peromyscus eremicus (cactus mouse)
Lineage: Eukaryota; Metazoa; Chordata; Mammalia; Rodentia; Cricetidae
Product: high mobility group protein HMG-I/HMG-Y-like
Exons: 1
Coding region: 86-373 (95 amino acids)
Biological process (GO): regulation of DNA-templated transcription
Cellular component (GO): chromatin; nucleus
Molecular function (GO): transcription coregulator activity; DNA binding
Source: RefSeq, a predicted model, not a curated record
CCGAGUCGGGCCUAUUUCUGGUGUUGGCACGGCUCCAAGAAGGCCAUCACAGCCAGUCCCCCUUACUGCCCCGUAGAGAGGGAAGAUGAGCGAGUCCAGCUCAAAGUCCAGCCAGCCUCUGGCCUCCAAGCAGAAGGACGGGACUGAGAAGCGAGGCCGGGACAGGCCACACAAGCAGCCUCCGAAGGAGCCCAGUAAAGUGCCAACACCGAAGAGACCUCGGGGCCGACCAAAGGGAAGCAAAAACAAGGGGGCCGCCAAGACGCAGAAAACUACCACAGCUCCAGGGAGGAAACCAAGGGGCAGACCCAAGAAACUGGAGGAGGAGGAAGAGGGGGGAAUCUCCCAGGAGUCCUCGGAGGAGGAGCAGUGACCAUGCACAGUGCUGCCUGCUCCCUGGCCAUCAGAGGAGCAGCCUUCCCCUGGGACUGGAAGCCCCGCUUCCAGGCCCCUCCCCACCCCCACAGCA